AUGACCAGUAUUUUCGGUACUAUUCCUAUGGCUCCAAGAGAUCCAAUCUUGGGAUUGAAUGAGGCUUACAAAGAAGAUUCCUCUCCAAACAAAGUGAAUCUUGGUGUGGGUGCUUACAGAACAGAGGAAGGAAAGCCUAUGGUAUUGAGUGUUGUCAGAAAGGUAGAACAAAUGAUUCUUGAUCAAAAUUUGGAUAAGGAAUACAUUCCACAGGAUGGAUUGGAAGCUUUUAGAAAGGUAUCUCCCAAGUUAAUGUUUGGAUUUAAUUGCAAGGCCAUCGAAGAGGGAAGAGUGGUUUGUAUUCAAUCCAUCUCUGGGACCGGUGCUUUGAGAUUGGGUGUUGAAUUUGUUGCUAAAUUCUUGCCUCCUGGAACUGCAUUGUAUGUCAGCAAUCCAACUUGGUCUAAUCACAUUCAAAUUUGCCAAUCUGCAGGUGUACCUGUUGGAUAUUAUAGAUACUUUGAUAGCAAGACCAACGGUUUAGCAUUUGAUGACAUGAUUCAUGAUUUGAAGACAAUUCCAAACAAGUCUGUCAUUCUUUUGCAUGCCUGUGCUCACAAUCCAACUGGUGUUGAUCCAACUCCCGAGCAAUGGUCAAUCAUUGCUGAUGUUAUCCAACAAAAGGGUCACAUUACAUUCUUUGAUAGUGCUUAUCAAGGAUUCGCUAGUGGAGACUUGGACAAGGAUGCAUUUGCUAUCAGAAUGUUUGUGGAUCGCGGUAUUGAAAUGAUGGCCUCUCAAAGCUAUGCCAAGAAUUUCGGUCUUUACGGUGAAAGAAUUGGUGCAUUGAACUUUGUUGUGUCCAAUCCUGAAACCGCAAAGCAAAUUCAAUCUCAAAUGAAGGUCAUUGUUAGAUGCCUUUACUCUUCUCCAUCCUUGCAAGGAGCAAGAAUUGUUGCCAUGACGCUGAAUAAUCCUGAAUUAUUCCAAUUGUGGAAGAAAGAACUUGUCAUGAUGAGCGAUCGAAUUAAGGAAAUGAGACAAUUACUUUUUGAUGCCUUACAGAAGAGAGGAACCCCUGGAAAGUGGAAUCACAUCCUUGAACAAAUUGGAAUGUUUUCAUUUACAGGUCUUCAAAAGAAGCAUGUACAAGUUUUGAUUGAGAAAUACCAUAUUUAUCUCACUGACAACGGUCGUAUUUCCAUGUGUGGCCUGAAUAGAAAGAAUGUGGAUUAUGUAGCUGAUGCGAUUGAUUAUGUUGUCAGAAACUGUUAA
Messenger RNA from Naegleria fowleri, 1215 nucleotides. RefSeq lists its product as uncharacterized. Gene Ontology annotation, biological process: amino acid metabolic process; biosynthetic process. The coding region runs from base 1 to 1215 and encodes 404 amino acids. NCBI's taxonomy places the organism in Eukaryota, Heterolobosea, Eutetramitea, Acrasida, Naegleriidae. The transcript has a single exon. Gene Ontology annotation, molecular function: pyridoxal phosphate binding; transaminase activity. The record is from RefSeq and is a predicted model, not a curated record.